CGACAAGUUCAAGCAAGGUCAAGCGAGUCCCACAUGUUACCAUGGUAGCACCAACACGACUGAACCAUCUAAGAUAAUUCCCACGACAACUCUUCCUUUCUGGCCUUCACGGUGAGGAGAUGCGUGGCAUGCUAUGAUCCAAUGCAUCUCAUGUUGGCAAAGUUGGUCAUGUCUCAAAAGCACUCGCUAUCAAAUUGUUGGCCGCGCCGUGGCUCGAGGGGCCGGAUCGUCUCAGUGGGAUGUGGUGUGUGGUGCUAAGGGCGGGCUCACAUUCACCCGAUGCUUACCGUUAAGAUUAACCCGAUCAGCAACCCAUCCGACAGCAAAUUAUGGCCGGCGACUUCCCUUAAUAGAAACAUUUUGAUGGCUCAAUUCACCAAUGAAAACCCACAGCAUGGACAACAUCAAGUCAAGACGAGACGAGGCCUGCACGCCCCAUGGAGUUCCGGUGAAGACAUCAGGAGUCGGGGAUCGAGACGCGAAAGCCGGGCGCGACCAGGCUCAACGAAAUCCGUGACGACUGGGACCCUCUCUAUGGCAAAGGAGGAUGCUGGCGACCAACAACUGUUUUGGCAAUACCUUAUUGGCGAUGUGGCCGUGCAAAAGCCCCUCGUCCCGUCUACCACAAUCAUUGUGCACAUGACGCCGAUUUUGGAGACCCCAUCGAUCGCUGAUUCGCCAAACCCUGCCUCUAUAUAUAGAGCCGUACCGCUCUGUGGCGGUGCCACAGCCACAUAUCCUCGUAUCUUGAAGGAACAUGCCUAAUCUUCCACCUUCUGUCUGGAGACAAGCUCCUGCUUGUUGAACAUAAUAUUAGAAGCCUUCAAGGAAGCAAUCAUAGGCGGGGUGGCAUCUCAUGACGUAUGGGAAUCGAAUGGAUGGAGAGACUGACUUUCAACGCCACGCCCCGUUGUCUCUCUUGUACGAGAUCCUGGGGUAAAAAUAGAUGCCAUUCGCAUUCCGGCUUCAGCAGUAGUACUGUGUAUGGCGGUUAUUCGAUCCGCCAGCAGGAUGGUGGUGGUGAAUCGCAACAAUGGCAGAGUCGUUACUCCCGUACCCGUCUCUCCAUGUUUUCAUAGUCGCCGGGUCGAUGCUUUCUCUUGGCCGGCACCGCAACCCCAAAAAUAGCAAGUUGAGGUCGUAGGGUAGGACAUGUGCCUGGCCGGUCCGGAAGGACAAUGAUGCCACAGCAGAUGGUGCGACUGCGAUG
This is a messenger RNA of Westerdykella ornata, 1210 nucleotides long. RefSeq lists its product as uncharacterized. The coding region runs from base 280 to 765 and encodes 161 amino acids. Lineage: Eukaryota; Fungi; Ascomycota; Dothideomycetes; Pleosporales; Sporormiaceae. The transcript has a single exon. The record is from RefSeq and is a predicted model, not a curated record.